Daucus carota subsp. sativus is the source of this 1205-nucleotide messenger RNA. RefSeq names its product probable prolyl 4-hydroxylase 12. Gene Ontology annotation, cellular component: endoplasmic reticulum. The coding region runs from base 88 to 987 and encodes 299 amino acids. The transcript has 7 exons. Gene Ontology annotation, molecular function: iron ion binding; procollagen-proline 4-dioxygenase activity; L-ascorbic acid binding. The record is from RefSeq and is a predicted model, not a curated record. Gene Ontology annotation, biological process: peptidyl-proline hydroxylation to 4-hydroxy-L-proline. NCBI's taxonomy places the organism in Eukaryota, Viridiplantae, Streptophyta, Magnoliopsida, Apiales, Apiaceae.
CAAUAACUAAGCAAACAGAACUGGAACGAGAUUAUGUCUGGUUGUACACAUAUGUGAUCUCCCUCGCCCUCUCUUUCAAGUGAAUCUAUGGCGACCCAUCUCUCUAUCUUGCUUCUCCUCGCCUUUUCUUCAUCGUUUUCAAUCCUUUCUGCAGAAAUGAGUAGGAAGGAAUUAAGAACAAAGCAGGUGAACCAUGAUGCUGUUAUACAGCUUGGCCAUCCAAUUAAAUCGAACAAAUUUAAUCCAUCACUAUCUGUGGAACUCUCUUGGCGACCAAGGGUCUUUCUACAUAAAGGCUUUUUAUCAUAUGAGGAGUGUGAUCAUCUAAUUUCACUGGGGCAUGACAAGCAUUUCUCCAGCAUUGAUAACUUGGGGAAGGAUGAAACCGUCGCAAGGAUUGAAGAGCGGAUUUCAGCUUGGACUUUUCUUCCUGGAGAGAACAGCAAGCCUUUAAAUAUUUUAAAUUUUGGGCCUGAAGAUAACAAGCAGAAAUAUGACUUUUUUGGUAAUCAAUCCAAGCUGCUGCUUAGUGAACCUACAGUGGCAACAGUUAUAUUGUAUCUCUCGAAUGUCAGUCAGGGUGGUCAAAUCCUCUUUCCUGAAUCCGAUGAUGCGAAUUCAAGAAGUUCUCACGCAAGGAACAUGAUUUGGUCUGAUUGUACUAAAAGCAGCAAUGCCGUGAGACCUAUAAAAGGAAAUGCAAUUCUUUUCUUUAAUCUCCACCUUAAUGCAUCACCUGACAAGACUAGUUCUCAUGCUAGAUGUCCUGUUCCUGAAGGUGAAAUGUGGUGUGCUACCAAGUUUUUCUACAUAAAACCAGUCGCUAAUGUAAAGGCCCAAUCACAAGAAGACAAUAGUGAUUGCAGUGAUGAAGAUGAUAACUGUCCGAAGUGGGCUGCAAUUGGGGAGUGUGAAAGAAAUCCAGUUUUCAUGAUAGGCUCUCCUGAUUACUAUGGUACGUGUAGGAAGAGUUGCAAUGCAUGCUGAGGGGGUUAAGUUUUGCUUUAUUAUUUCUCAGUUGAGAGCAAAACUUGCUCAUCUGAUAAUAUUCUAACAUAAGACUUCCUGUAUACUGUGAAUAAUAGCUUAUCUUUUGUUGGUGAAAUUUACCCUAAUAAGGUACAUUACAGGAUUUAAGUUUUAGUCUCUGUUUGUGAUGGACGACCCUUUGUCAUAUUAUUCUUGAUAUCAUUUCCUUCCUCUAA